AGAAAAAAAAAUCUUCAAUCAUUUUGUUUUUUCUCCUAAUCAAAAUCUAAUAUAAUCAACAAAAAAAAAAAUCAAUCAACCAAAAACAAUCCACAAUACUACGACAACGACAAUCGUAUCGAUGAAGACCAAAUGCCUCAACGGACAAUUAUAUUCAAACAAAUCUUUGUUCAUACAAAGAAAUAAUGAUCAUAAUGUUAGAUCAUUCAACUAUCAAUGGAAUAAAAAUCAAAAUAAUUUUGGCUAUCGGUUUUUGUUUGGCUAUUGCAUAAUAAUCAUAUCAUUAUUUUUUUUAUUCAUUUUAACAUCAACAAAUGCUCAACAUUUAUCAUCAUCAUCAUCAUCAUCAUUGACUUGUAGCAAUGACCAACAAUCAAAAUCAAUAGCACUUAAUGCUGGUUUUUCUGCUGAUCUACGUUUGGGUGAUCAUUAUUUAAAUCAUCAUCAUCAAAAUAAUAAAAAUAAUACAUUAUUAUCAUCAAAAUCGGAAAAAUUACCAAUUAUAAUUGGUUAUUUAGCAAAUUUUUAUGGAAGACAUAGCUUUAGUCGACAAGGAAUUGUUAUAUCUGGUGCUAUUUCAUAUGCUAUUGAUGUUAUUAAUAAAAAUCGAUCCGAAUUAUUAGGUGGUCGUCAAUUGAAAUUAUUAUAUAAUGAUACAGCGGCCAUAUCAAUCAAUGGAACGGCUGCUGUUAUUUGGCAAUGGCGUUCAGGAGCGGUUGCAUUUUUUGGUCCAGAAGAUACCUGUGAAGUUGAAGCAACAAUUGCGGCUGCAUUAAAUUUACCAAUGAUCUCUUAUAAAUGUGUUAGUUCAGCCGUAUCAAAUAAAGCUUUUUUCCCAACAUUUGCACGUACUCAUCCACCCGAUGUAAUUGUUGCACGUUCAGUGUUAGCAUUAUUACAAUAUUUUCAAUGGCAAAAAUUCGGUAUUGUUUGGUAUAAUAGUUUUGAAAAAAUUGCACCAGUUGUAUCAACAUUACGAUCAUUAGCAGCUGAAAAUGAAUUUGAAGUUACAGUUGAUUAUCCAUUUGAUGAUUAUGAAUGUUGUGUUGAACAGAAACAAUGUUGUAGUAAAAUAUGGAUUGAUUUAGUGGAAAAAACAUAUAAACAUACUCGUAUAUAUGUAUUUAUUGGUGAUCCAAGAUUAUUGACUCGUUUUUUAUUAACAUUAAAAUCAAGAGGAUUAUUAGAGAAUGGUGAUUAUGUUGUUAUUUCAGUUGAAUUAGAUGAACAUUAUGUAAAUAAUGAUCUUUCAUAUACAUUUGAUCAACGUAAUGAUCUACUUGAACAUGAAUUUAAAGCAAUAAAAGAAGCAACUAGAUCAUUAUUGAUCAUAAGUCGUAGCUAUCCACCAUCACCAAAUUAUGAAAAUUUUGUUAAUCAAGUUCGUAAAUAUAAUAAUUUACCACCAUUUUGUUUACGUGAUUCAAUGUUUUUAAAACGUCAUAUUACACAUUAUGCUGCAUAUUUAUUUGAUGCUGUUAUGCUUUAUGCUGAAGCAUUAUCACAGGUUUUCAAAGAAGGACUAACCGAAUAUGAUGGAAAGAAAAUUGUAGAAAAAAUUAUUGCCAGACGAAGAUAUCAAUCGAUAACAGGUGCAUGGAUGAAUAUCGAUCAAAAUGGUGAUGUUCAAGGCAAUUAUACUGUUCUUCAACCAAUAGCAUUUGAUUCGAUCAACAAUCAAACAACAAUUAAUGAAACAACUAAAACAAAACGUUCGAUUAAUGAAAAUUCACGUCCACCAAUACGAUUACGACCGGUUGGAAUGUUUGAAUAUGAUUCAACAUCAAAAAAUGCAGAAAAAAUUUCAUUCGUUCCAACACAUCCAAUCGAUUGGAUAAGACCCGGUCAUGUACCGUUAGAUGAACCACCAUGUGGUUUUGAUGAUUCUGCCUGUGAUAAAAGUAAAGAGGAAAAAAUUCGUGAAAUAAUAACAGCCAUAUUAAUGGCUAUAUUUGUUGCUACAUUAAUCAUCAUAAUAAUAACAUAUCGUGGCUGGAAAUAUGAACAGGAAAUUGAUGGUCUUUUAUGGAAAAUAUCACGUGAUGAUGUAAGUGUUGUACAAAAAUGUAAACAUAUAACAUCAUCAUCAUCAUCAAGCUGUGAUAGUAUUGUUACAUUAUCCGAUGAUUAUAUAAUACGUGAAAAAGAUUCAACAACAAAUAAUAGUGAUGCAUUAAGUUCAAAAGAAGAUUAUGAAAUUUCCUAUAGAGGUGUAUUAGUUAGUUUUAAAGUUUUAAAAUUUAAUAAAAAAAAUUCAAAUAAUCCAUUUGAUUAUUUAACAAGAGAAAAUAAAAUGGAAAUGAAAUGGCUAAAAGAAAUGCAUCAUCAAAAUAUAAAUGUUUUUAUUGGUGCUACAACACAUGAAUUAUUUCCACAUAGUGUAUUAUUAUUAUCUGAAUAUUGUGCAAAAGGUUCAUUACGUGAUGUACUUGAAAAUGAAGAAAUACGAUUAGAUGAAGAAUUUCUAUCAUCACUUGUCCAUGAUAUUAUGUGCGGUUUAUCAUAUCUACAUCAUAGUGAUCUAAAAUGUCAUGGUAAUCUAAAAUCAACAAAUUGUCUGGUUACAUGUAGAUUCGUAGUGAAAUUACAUGAUUUUGGAUUGUUUUCAUUUCGUAAAGAAGAACCUGAUCCAUUAAUUGCAUUAUAUAAUAAAUUAUGGCGACCACCAGAAACAUUAAGAAAUCCAGAUGUUAUUGGUCCGGAAGGAGAUUUAUAUUCAUUUGCUGUUAUUGUUCAUGAAAUUGCCGUACGAAAAGGACCGUUUGCUAUCAAACUAAUUGAAGAUGAUAUAUUAUUCGAUGAAUUGCAGAAAAUUGUUGAUGAAGUUAAAGCUGGACCAACACCUGAUGGUCAAUUAAGACGUCCGGAUACAGCAAUCACUGAAUUACAUGAUGAUACAAUUGAAUUGAUGAAUCUUUGUUGGCAUGAAGAUCCAAAAGUUCGUCCAACUAUUGAUGCAUUACGUAUUAUGGUAAAAAAUGCACAAAAAUUUCGACCACCACCAGAAAAUCUUGUUGAAAAUAUGGUCAAAAUGAUGGAAGUUUAUCAAAAUCAAUUAGAAGAUCUUGUUCAAAAACGUACACAGCAAUUGGAUGAAGAGAAACGAAAAACUGAAACAUUGUUAUAUCAAAUGCUGCCGGAAAGUGUUGCCAGACAAUUAAUAACAGGUGAAACUGUUAUACCGGAAACAUUUGAAGCAGUAACAAUAUUUUUCUCAGAUAUUGUUGGUUUUACUAAACUAUCGGCUACAAGUACACCAAUGGAAAUUGUUACAUUUCUUAAUGAUUUAUAUUGUCUAUUUGAUUCGAUUGUUUCACAUUAUAAUGUUUAUAAAGUUGAAACUAUUGGCGAUGCAUAUAUGGUUGUUUCGGGAUUACCUAUUCGUUAUGAACAUCAUUAUAUGGAAAUUGCAUUAAUGGCAUUAGAAAUACUUGAAGCAAUCAAAUCAUUUCAAAUUCGUCAUCGUCAAAAUCAACAUCUACAGCUUCGUAUUGGUAUACAUUCAGGUCCAGUUGUAGCUGGUGUUGUUGGAACAAAAAUGCCUCGUUAUUGUCUGUUUGGUGAUACAGUUAAUACAGCUUCUCGAAUGGAGAGCAAUGGUGAAGCUCUUAAAAUCCAUAUGAGUCCAGAAUGUCGUAAUCUUCUUGAAUCGACUAAACAAUUUAUAAUUGAAGAACGUGGUUACGUAACAUUAAAAGGUAAAGGACAAGUAAAAACAUAUUGGCUUUGUGGACAUGUGGAUGGACCUCAACUUCGUUUUGAUCAUAGCAAAUUUUCAUAUGUUGAUUCACCAUGGAUACAAAAAGAUCAUAAAUCACCAAUUACAACAAUUUUCCAAGAUAUUACUUCAACAAGAAAAGGUUCACUUGUUAAUCAUAAUGAACCUAAUUUAUCAAAAUUCUACAAAAAAAAUCUUGGUGGUGGUCGAAAUACAUCGUUUUCAUUGUUAAAAAGUGCUCACAGUAGUUCAUGUAAUACUUUUCAUCCGAAAAAAGAAAAUCAUCUUAGCCCAAAAACCAUCAAAAAGAAUUGGCCAUUUCGUAUAUUCAAUCAUAAAUCACGUUCAAGUUCGACUAAUCAACCGGAAAUUGAACUACAAUCAAACAAUAGUUCAUUCACAGAUACAACAAUAAAACCGAAAAGUCCAAAAUUUAUAAUCAAAUCGACAAGUUAUAAUAUUAUUGAAGCUGUAAAUACAAAAAUUUUUAACGAUGUUCAUCAUCAUCAUUCUCAUUCUCAUCAUCAUCAUAAUCAUCAUGAUGUGAUUCCAAUUGAACAUGAUAAUAAUACAUUACAUGAUCAACAUGAAAGAAUUAAUCAACAAGAAUAUCUGUUACAUUCAGAUGAAAAUAUUGAAAAUGAAAAAGAUGAAAUUGAAAAUGAACCUUUAUUAUCGAGAAAAUAUCGUAAAUUAACUGAUAAUAAAAAUACAAUAAGAAAAAGUAGUUUACAAGAAGAUGAUGAAGAUUAUGAUGAUACAUUUGAUAAAGGUUUAAAUAUGAUGAUGAUUAAUUCAUCAAAUAAUAGAGAAAAUUCUGAACAAAAAAGGCCAAAUGGAAUUGUUAUUUACAUCGAUAAUGUUGAUAAUACUGAUAAUGUUGAUGAUGAAGUAUUGAAUGGUGGUAAUUUAUCCACACAACAACAGCAGCAACAACAACAACAAAAACAAAUGUUAAAUGUUUAUCGAAAUCAUAAUCAAAUCAAUAUUCCAAAUUGACGAAAAAAAAAAUCUCAAUAGAUCCAGAUAUCUAGUCAAAUUGCAAUAUCAUUUCACAUUCACUCACAGAUAUUGUGUAUUCACAUUUCAGGUGACAAAAAUUGUCUUUCAUCAAAAUCAUCAAUAACUCAACAAUAAGAAUCGUUUGACUUCUUCAUGACCGGUUGGAGUGACCACCAAUAAUCGUCGUGAUGAAUUUUCGAAUAAAAUGACACCCAGAUUCUAAAUUUUUUUUUGUUUGUAAAUAUUUUGUGUUAAUAAAGAUUAUUAUAUUAUA
Molecule: messenger RNA, 4994 nt
Organism: Dermatophagoides pteronyssinus (European house dust mite)
Lineage: Eukaryota; Metazoa; Arthropoda; Arachnida; Sarcoptiformes; Pyroglyphidae
Product: guanylate cyclase 32E-like
Biological process (GO): cGMP biosynthetic process; protein phosphorylation; intracellular signal transduction
Cellular component (GO): plasma membrane
Molecular function (GO): ATP binding; protein kinase activity; adenylate cyclase activity
Source: RefSeq, a predicted model, not a curated record